This is a messenger RNA of Pseudomassariella vexata, 762 nucleotides long. RefSeq names its product carbohydrate esterase family 4 protein. Lineage: Eukaryota; Fungi; Ascomycota; Sordariomycetes; Amphisphaeriales; Pseudomassariaceae. The coding region runs from base 1 to 762 and encodes 253 amino acids. The transcript is spliced from 5 exons. The record is from RefSeq and is a predicted model, not a curated record. Gene Ontology annotation, biological process: carbohydrate metabolic process. Gene Ontology annotation, molecular function: hydrolase activity, acting on carbon-nitrogen (but not peptide) bonds.
AUGCUGCUGAAACCCAUCAUCGGCUCGUUGUUAUUGGCUGUCUGUACAUCGACUGCCAGCAUUCCCAGCCCAGUCGAGGUCAUUCGACGUGCCCAUACCACUGGGACUGUGAUUACGAAAUGUGCCAUUCCUGGAGUCUUGGCAUUGGCUUUCGAUGAUGGCCCAUAUACCUACACCCAGAAGCUGGUCGACACGUUGAACGCUGCUGGCGCCAAGGGCACCUUCUUCUUCACUGGCACUCUCUAUGGCUGCAUCUAUAACCAAAAGACCGCCGUCAAGAAUGCCUACGACUCUGGCCACCAGAUAUCUUCCCACACUUGGACGCACACCAGCCUUGGCAAUCUAGGCGCCUCGCAAAUUCAAACGGAAAUGACCCGAGUCGAGCAAGCCUUCGUCAAUAUCUUCGGCAGGAAACCCGCUUACAUGCGCCCGCCCAACUUGUCCACAAGUGCCAACAUGCUCUCGGUCCUGAAGCAGAUGAACUACGUCGUCAUCACCGACGACAUCGAUGCCGGCGAUUGGAACCACGAAUCGGCGCAGUCCAGCGAGCAGAAGUUCCAGAAUGCGGGUGCGAGCGGUAACGGGCAUAUUCCGUUGAUGCACGAGACUUACGAUUCGACGGUGAAUACUUUGGUGCCAUGGUUGAUCAACUGGGCUAAGACUAACAAUCUCAAGAUUGUGACUGUUGCUGAGUGUUUGGAUGAUGUGGAUGGCAUGUAUCAACCAGGUAAUUUUACUGUGAAUGGCCAAUCGACUUGCUAG